This is a messenger RNA of Chiloscyllium plagiosum (whitespotted bambooshark), 5832 nucleotides long. The record is from RefSeq and is a predicted model, not a curated record. NCBI's taxonomy places the organism in Eukaryota, Metazoa, Chordata, Chondrichthyes, Orectolobiformes, Hemiscylliidae.
GUGAUGUGUAUGUUUCCUGGACAGAGCUGUGAUGACAUCGCCCUAGUGUGUGAGGGAGACUGCACAAAUCAGUCACGUGGAUUCAUCUCUCACAUUAUCAUGUGAUCCAAAGCCUGGACAAGCUCAUGGGUUGUCCUUGUGUGUCAGCUGUACAUGUCGGAUUGACCAUUGACCUGUCCACAUGGGUAGCUGGCAAAUGAGCAAAGGGACUUCAUGAUUACAUGACUCUCGACAUGGAUACUGUCCUGUCAGACUUUGUUCGCUCGACAGGGGCAGAGCCUGGGCUGGCACGGGACCUGCUCGAAGGGAAAAACUGGGACAUCACUGCAGCUCUCAGCGAUUUUGAACAACUCCGCCAGGUGAAUGCUGGGAAUUUACCAUACUCUUUUAAUGAAGGGCGAGGGGUCAAAAUGCAGGAGAAGGAACCAUCAAGAGUUGUGCGAGCUGUACUGCAGCGUCAGGAUGAUCCGGUACCAGAGAAGCGGCUGACCCGGGGAAUCUCUCACGCCAGCUCCACCAUUGUCUCUCUAGCACGUUCCCACAUGUCGAACAAUGGCAGCAGUGAGCACUCACUGGACACUCCUAUCUGCACCUUCCAACUGCCUGAUCUGACUGUUUAUCGCGAAGACUUCCGAAACUUCAUUGAGAGAGAUUUAAUCGAACAAUCGAUGCUGGUGGCACUGGAGCAGGCUGGACGCCUAAACUGGUGGGCAAAUGUUGAUGCCAGCUGCCAACGCUUGUUACCCCUGGCAACGACUGGGGAUGGGAACUGUCUGCUUCAUGCUGCUUCUUUAGGGAUGUGGGGGUUCCAUGAUCGGGACCUGAUGUUAAGGAAGUCUCUAUAUUCCAUGAUGGAGAAAGGAGUGGAGAAAGAAGCUUUGAAAAGGAGGUGGCGUUGGCAACAAACCCAACAGAAUAAGGAGUCUGGCCUUGUUUAUACCGAGGAGGAAUGGCAGAAGGAGUGGGACGAGUUGAUCAAGCUGGCAUCCAGCGAGCCCCGUAUUCAUUAUGGAACCAAUGGAAGUGGCUGUGGAGGGAGACUGGCACCAACAACCUUCCCUGCACUCAACAGUGUGGACAGCUCGGAGGAACCGGUGUACGAGAGUUUGGAGGAGUUCCAUGUCUUUGUCCUAGCACAUGUCCUGCGAAGGCCAAUUGUAGUAGUAGCUGACACCAUGCUCAGAGACUCGGGAGGCGAAGCCUUUGCUCCCAUACCGUUUGGGGGCAUCUACUUACCGCUGGAGGUUCCAGCCAAUAAGUGCCAUCGAUCUCCACUGGUCCUGGCCUACGAUCAGGCUCACUUCUCUGCACUUGUCUCCAUGGAACAGAGAGAGACCAAUAAAGAACAAGCCGUGAUUCCUCUGACUGAUUCUGAACACAAGUUACUUCCAAUACAUUUUGCGGUCGAUCCAGGGAAGGAUUGGGAAUGGGGACGGGACGACAAUGACAACGUGCGAUUGGCCAGUGUGACUCUCUCAUUGGAAGCCAAGCUCCACCUGCUGCAUACCUACAUGAGUGUGACCUGGAUCCAAGUUGCCUCUGAAGCCCAGCAAGCCCCCCUGGCCCAGCCAGAGUCUCCCAGUGCCUCCGGAGGUGAUGACGCCAGGUCGGUGGCUGAGUCCGGAGAAUCCGACAAGGAGUCGGUGUGCAGCAGCUCCAACGGGAACAGCAGCAAGGCCAGUGGCAAAGAGAAAACCAAGAAGGACAAGGACAAGGAAAAGGAGAAGAGGAGAGCAGAAUCAGUGGCCAAUAAACUAGGCAGCUUUGGUAAGAGUCUGGGCAGUCGGCUGAAGAAAAACAUGGGUUUUAUCCACAGUAAGGGCAGCAGAGGGAACGGGCAGAAUGGCACCUUGGAGAAGAACAGGAAGAAGGGCUCUCUGAAGUUGCAGAAAGCUGGUAAAGAGAGCAGCCUGGCAGAAAGCACUUCCGCUGGAGACAGAGUGGGGGGUAGCAGUCUGGCGAAAUCACAGCCUGCUGACCCUUACAGAUACAGUAACGACGUGAAGCUCAGCCUCAGCAUUCUGCGAGCAGCCAUGCAGGGAGAACGCAAGUUCAUCUUCACAGGGCUGCUUACCACCAGCCACAGGCACCCCUUCCAGGAGGAGAUGAUCCAGCGCUACCUGUCCGAUGCUGAGGAGCGGUACUUCGCAGAGCAGGAGCAGAAGGAAGUGAGCAAGAAAGUGCCGUCCAGCAGUAGUACAGUCAAGAAGGCCGAUCAGGAACUCUCUGCUCAAGCCAGGUUUGACUCACAGGAGCGUCUGGCUGAGGACUCUGUGAGUGAGCUUCCUGCCAACCCUUACAGCCCCUCGGCUCAGGGCUACAGUAGCCAGACUGGGCCACAGUCCCACACUGCAAAAUUUUCCAACUACCAAGACCCUCCAUUCUCUGGCAUCCUUUCCAUCCCUCGACCCAACCUAGUAACAACAGAGUUUAAUUCCCCACAGUCCAGCUACAAGGAGACCAGGCGACAGGUCGCUGGUGGUUCCUACAACAACCUGCCCUCCUACGCCACCCUGCCCAGGCAUUGUGGGCAAGGACACUCUGCUGUGGGCAGCCCUGCCCACUCCUCUUGCCACCCGCCCCCUACAGAGACAGACGAGCCUCCUGAUUAUCCCACCUCCUCCUGCAACAGCUCCUACCACAGCUUCAGCAAUGGCUUCACAGAGCAGUCAGACUGCUUGGGACCCGAGGGCUCCCAGGACCCAGUCAAGGGUAGGAACCCCUAUUCCGUCCAACAGACGCGCUGUCGUCAGACAAACUGCAACUACUACGGGCACCCGGAGACAGGCAACUACUGCUCAUGUUGCUACAAGGAGGAGCUGAGAAAGAGGGACAGGGAGCCCCCGGCUCACAGGUUCUGAGCUCAGCACUUUAUCCUGCAGCUCAGGCUCUGAGCACAAGAUGGGAGAUGCAAUAAUGGCUGCUCCUGGAGGUAAGGGGCAGAGGAGGAAGAUCCCACGGGUAGGGGCCAGAGUCAGUUCAGGCCCUGGGAGAGUCCACGUUAGGCGAAAGUACGAGUUUUGAAAUGUUAACUUUUUCUUUUGAUCUUGCCUCCUUUAUUUCUGCAGUAACCUUCCCCCCCCCCCCCCCCCACACACCAGCUGUAUAGUUUGCAGAGAUGUUGGUUGGUAGUUUUGGUUUACUGAGCGUUACGUGUGACAUGCAAGGCAGAAACUGUUGGUAUUUCACUCCUUCCCUCCAGAACACUCCACAGAGGCACAAGCCCCCACUUUGUCCCCUCUGUCCCCAACCUGAACCACAGCAGGAACCUCAUGGAGAGAGACUGCAGCAUAAAGCAGGAACGCUGGCUGGCAUUCGAGAGGCUGUGCUCACCCUCAGUGUGGCCUAUAACUGACAGAGGUCUCACAAUCUCCGGUAUCCAAUGCAGGCCCUGCAUUGUUGCUGUUGGAUAUUGGAGCAAGGCCUGAGGCUUCCAGACAGAGCCACAGAUAGCCAUGAUCUUAUCUGCAUGGAGUAAAACAAGAAAGUCAUGGGAGCAGAUGGAAGAAUGUACAGAUGCCUCUCUGCGAUGGGGGUGAGCUGGCUCUGUGGGUCAUCUGGAAAUACUCACAGCUAAUAAUAAUGGUGCAGGCAUCCUCUCCCUGCACACACUUGCUGAGUGUGUGUGUGUGUGUGUGCGCGCGCGCGCACGCGCAUACAUGACCUCUCCCUGCACACUCGCUGUGUGUGUCUGCACACGCGUGACCUCUCCCUGCACACUCGCUGUGUGUACGCGCACGCAACCUCUCCCUGCACACUCGCUGUGUGUACGCACACGUGACCUCUCCCUGCACACUCGCUGUGUACGCGCCGUGACAUCUCCCUGCACACUCGCUGUGUGUGUAUGCGCACGCGUGACCUCUCCCUGUACACUUGCUGUGUGUUCGCACACGCGUGACCUCUCCCUGCACACUGUGUGUGUACGUGUACACAUGACCUCUCCCUGCACACUCGCUGUGUGUGUACACGCAUGCGAUCUCUCCCUGCACACUCGCUGUGUGUAUACGUGCACACAUGACCUCUCCCUGCACACUCGCUGUGUGUACGCGCACGCGAUCUCUCCCUGCACACUCGCUGUGUGUGUACGCGCACGCGAUCUCUCCCUGCACACUCGCUGUGUGUGUACGCGCACGCGUGUCCCCUUGCACACUUGCUCUUUCUCCUUGUCCUGUCAGUAAGAUUGCAAAGUGCUGUAAUUCCUGCUGCUUCCAGAAAUGAUUGUUAAACCAUGCGUUACAGCCUGGAUAACAACUGAUCAGGUCUGGAGCUCCGUCCAUGCAACAAUUCCCAUCACUGACAUAUCCCCAGAGAUUAUAACAAGAGGUGCUCUGUUAGCUUUUCUCCCUGAAGUUAACUGCCAACUAAUCAUAACCAGGAUCUAGCCACGUUGAAUAAUGUUUUGUUUAGAGUUUAUUAAUUGAGUAGAAAACAAAUGUCUCUCCAUUUAUUUAAAGUAAAUGGCAGCAAUAAAAGAUUUCUGUGACGACCAUGGUUCAGUGUUACAGCACUGUCAGAGGGUCAGUGCUGAGGCAGUGCUGCUCUGUCACAAAUGAGUUUAAGGAUUGUCUCUGCAGCUCUGAUCUCUGCUCUCAAACCAUCCCAGCAUUCCUACAUCCAUAUGAAAGAGGAGUUCCACUUCUCUGCAUCAGGAUCGAAGGAGGUGUGUGAUGCCAGGGUUAUCUGUGAGAGGGAUGGUGGCAGAGAAUGCUCUCUUGGUCUCACCUUCAUCACUUUCCCUAUAACACUAAUCCCAAUCCACUGUCCCUUAUUUCCCCCCACCCCCAGUCCGAAUGGAGAUGUUCAGCUUUGAAGUGUAAGUUAUUGUCAUGGAGCCUGCUACGUCAGUUCCAUUCUCACUGGAUUACUCAAUGCCACAGAAAGUGAGCAACUCGACACAUGGCCAUCCAGAAGCCUGUAUUGAGCAUAAUCUUUCCCACCAGUCAGUGUUCAGUUUCUCUCCGAUGCUGCCCCCACCGUGACUGUCCUCAGGAGAGAGCUCGAGAAGGAGGGGGAAUGAUUGGUGUCACUAACUCCAACUCCCAAUCUCUUGCUCCUGUGCCGAGUCAGGAAGGUACAGACGUGGAUCUCGAACUGAUGACUCACUGCUGCUCUUUACUUCUUGGGGGUCGAACAGGAUGUGCAAUUGAUGUUCAUGUCACAUUGCAAAACCUAUAGAGCCACCCCCAACAUCAUAGUCACUUGGCAUACCUAACCUGUGCAUUUAGUGAGAGCUGUCUGCUAGGAUGCACAAGUGGGUCACCAAAGGAAGUAAGAUACAUUAAACACAACAGUUCAACACUGUGAGCUGUCUCUUUAUUAUUGCUACUUUUGCAUUUAGAAACCUUGAAUGUUGUUUUUUUAUGGUAGAAUUGAGGGUGAAAUUGGAAAGAGAUAAUAUUUAGUGAAACCAAGUUUGGGCACAGAGUUCUGGUGGCACUUGAACACCAAUCGACUGCAGGUUGAAGGUCUCAGCCUUGCAGUUUCUGGGGGCCAGGAGUAACCAUUCAGGUCUGGGCCUUGGAACCUAGUUGCCUUGUUGAUGAGAAUUGUAAAUUGAUGCUGUACAAAGUUAAUAAUUUUUAAAGCCUCACAUGAGCAGCCAGAUCCUUCCAGAAGUUUUCAUUCCCCCCCCCCGCCCCCCCCUCCCCCCAAGUCCCCAUGGAGGUGACUGAGACUGCUGAGUGUUGUUUAUCUCUGAGGUUUGAAAGGUCCAGUGUGUAACACACAUGACUUUCUGUAAAUUUUGAAUGCUGUAUGUUAGUUAGAAUGUACAGAACAUAGGACAUUUCUUUAAUCACACUAUUUUUGGAAUAAACUGAAAAAUGAAUAAAA